Messenger RNA from Fonsecaea multimorphosa CBS 102226, 411 nucleotides. RefSeq lists its product as uncharacterized. The record is from RefSeq and is a predicted model, not a curated record. Lineage: Eukaryota; Fungi; Ascomycota; Eurotiomycetes; Chaetothyriales; Herpotrichiellaceae. The transcript has a single exon. Bases 1 to 411 code for a protein of 136 amino acids.
AUGGCCGAAAUAGUUUCUGCACAGGUUGCCCAAACGCUCGCGUACAACAACCUCCUGCGCGUCUUCUCCAACCGCGACCGCGCCUCCCGCCUCGCCAUCAUCCGCGAAACGUACACUUCGGACGUGACGUUUUACGAGCCCGACGUCAUCGCCACGGGCCACGACGGCGUCGACGCCAAGGCCGAGGAGUUGCUCACCGCUCGCGCAGGGUGGGAGUUUGUCCCCUCGGGAAACGUCCAGAGGAAUCAUAAUAUGAUCUGGCUGGCGUGGGGGUUUGGGCCGAAAGAUGGCAGCACGGGGGAGGUCGAUGUUAAGGUAAAAGGUGGGGAUGUGUUGAUUGUGGACCUCGAGCAGGGCAAGGUCAAGAGCUUUUGGGUCGUUAUUGAGGGUGUUACCGAUUCCAAGGAGUAG